Scaptodrosophila lebanonensis is the source of this 2112-nucleotide messenger RNA. It is a transcript of the gene aft, whose product is annotated as cap-specific mRNA (nucleoside-2'-O-)-methyltransferase 2. Gene Ontology annotation, biological process: 7-methylguanosine mRNA capping. The record is from RefSeq and is a predicted model, not a curated record. Gene Ontology annotation, molecular function: methyltransferase cap1 activity. The transcript has 2 exons. Gene Ontology annotation, cellular component: cytoplasm; nucleus. Lineage: Eukaryota; Metazoa; Arthropoda; Insecta; Diptera; Drosophilidae. Bases 1 to 2064 code for a protein of 687 amino acids.
AUGCGUCCAAAACUUAGUUUGAGAGAUGAGUUGGAACAACUCUUUGAGAAGAAGUUCCUGUAUCAGAAGCCCAGUGAAGGAGUUGCUUGGCAUCUUCCGGAAAAGGGGCAGUCGAUUUUCAGUGAAUUCUACCAGUUCGGAGAUUUACAAAGACUCAAGGAAAAUUUAAAUGCAGUGAAAAGCAAACUAAACGACUAUGGCACGCAUGAGUGGAGCACACACACUAAUAAGCGUGAUCCUUCGGGUGAGGUGGUGUGGCGUCUUAAAAACGAAACCAAGGCAGAGUUUGUGACUGUGGCAUGGUGCAAGUUCUUUGAGUGCCUGAAUAGAUUCCCGCUGAUUGGGAAGUCGGUAGUGAAUACGUUGCACCUCUGCGAAGCACCUGGGGCAUUCAUAGCGGCUCUGAACCACUACAUGCACACAACGUACAAAGCAGAGGAGAUAAAGUGGAAUUGGCGUUCCACAACCCUAAAUCCGUAUUAUGAAGGAAACGCAUUGAAUGAGAUGGUAACUGAUGAUCGCUUCAUGUUUCACACGCUGGAUUACUGGAUCUUCCAUGAGGACUUCACUGGUAAUCUCAUUAAUGUUGCCAACAUUGACAAUAUGUCAAAACGUUGCAUCGACGAGUUCCCCGAUGGCGUACAUUUAAUAACAGCUGAUGGUUCAAUUGAUUGUGCCGCACGACCGGACGCUCAGGAAGAGAUUGUGGCCCGACUAUUCACGGCCGAAAUUCUUACGGCUCUCAGUACACUCGGUGCCGGCGGCAACUUCGUCAUCAAAAUGUUUACUCUAUUUGAGGCUUGCAGCGUAUCUUUGUUAUAUAUGCUUAACUGUAUCUUCAAUGAGGUACAUAUCUAUAAGCCGGCGACGUCAAAGCGUGGAAACUCUGAGGUCUACGUGAUUUGUUUGAAUUAUCUAAAAGACUCGGCUGGACUAACGCAUCUGCUGCAAGAUAUGCGUGCCAAGCUAAAUGAUCCCAACAAUCCGAUGGUAAUGCCGCUAUUCACCAAAUCUCAAAUACCCAAAGAUUUUCUGCUGCAGCACGAAAUCUGCUGCCGCCUGUUUAUGAACCUUCAGUGUGAUGCCAUUGAGAAAAGCAUCUAUGCCUACGAGUCCAAUGAUAAGCAGUAUUUCCGGCACAUACAUCAGCUACGAAGCCUGGUCUCGGCCAUGUAUUACAAUCGCUAUCAUGUGCGAUCCCUAGCGGAUGAUCUGUGCAUUGUAAGAAAAGAGGAAACGAACAAAGCGCUUGGUUUUUGGAUGCCAGUCUAUGGUGGUUCGUAUACGGAGCGACAAAGUCUUAAGCAUGGUGAUCUCUUAAAGCAAAUUUAUUGUCUGCGGAGAGAGUUAAAUCAAGUAGAGAAAUGUACAAACGGUGCUACUAUUUGUACAUGUGUAGAAAAGCGUCAGGAACUGCUGAAAGUGCACUUAACUAAAAGCACGCCAAUUUCAAAGCUGCAGAGCAGUCUCUUUGUAACUGAGCCACUACUGUUGCUACGCUUCAGAAUACUGGAAACACUUGAUAUUGACCCCAUUUGGCAGACGGCACCAAAAUGUGAAUUGGGAAACAAAAAAGAAAUUAGUUAUCAACCGCUCAAUGAUGAUGAACCAUACUACAAAACUCAGCAGCGUUUUUUUCUGGCUCUCCUUGAGUCCUUGCUGGACCUUAAGCCGGAAAAACUGGUCUUCCAGAACCUAGUCUUCCUGACACACUACGCUGUCUCCUUACUGCUGUUCCUCACAAAUGAAAUAUAUGAAAGCACCGAAUUUGAUAACAACAGUCACACAAUUACGCUUACAGGACUGAUUCAAAAUAAAUUGAAACAGAUGCAUCAAUUAAUGCAGUUGAUGAGUGAUGAAAAUGCACACAGUAUUUUGAACAUCAAGGAGCUGCACAAGAACCAAUUCAGUAGUGUGCUGCUGCAGUACAACAACGGCGUACUUCUGGCUUGCUAUCGUCGACUGCUGGGUGAAGAUUCCUUAACUGUGGCCGUAAAUUUGAACUCUACACCCCUUACUCAACAGGUACCGGAUAAUAUGAAAGAGACUGCUGUUUUAACAUAACGAACAUGUAUUUUCGCAUAAAAUUACACUUCUAAAUUUUAAAAACUA